Messenger RNA from Amoebophrya sp. A120, 3489 nucleotides. The record is from the annotation of a GenBank genome assembly. NCBI's taxonomy places the organism in Eukaryota, Dinophyceae, Syndiniales, Amoebophryaceae.
CGCCGGUCAACAUCGGUGUUGCAUUCAUGCGCUAGAUCUGCGCAUUACUUCAUAUGAAUGGAUAUCUUUACAUUUUUUUACUUUCAAAAAGCUAAAGCAGAUAAAAAAAAAUCCUUAUCCUUUUCUGUGUUUACUUUCGACGACUACAAUCAUGUGACCUCGUGGCGUUCGGCCUAAAGGCAUCUAUCUCUAUUCCUUUUGGGGCUUCAUCUAUGGCGGCAUGAUGUGAUCGCGUUCUCGGUGUGAUGUUGUGAUACUAGACUCACUCACAGUAAACAGUGGCAGUGCUCCCUACGAUAUCGAUACCCUGACAACUGAGAUCAGCUGCAACUGGCAAAUCUAAAAUUACCUUUUCGGUAUAUUGUGCCUGCUCUGCCUGUACCUGUGAAAAAAAAGGAAGUCCCGUACUAUGCAAUCUCCGCAAGAGAUUCUCGCCAAUUUGAAAAAAUUUAAUUCCGGUUUCACUCCUGCGCCUCUUACAUCUAGUACUACUGCAACUUCGAAGGCCAAACUGAUCGAGUAUGAGAAGGAACAUGGCCCAAACGUUGACUCGAGUCUCCUGCCUCGUUCUGACUCCAAGUCCUCGCAAGUGGUCCAACAAGACCACGAUCUUCACGAGGAUGUACCGCGGUUUGCCAUAUCCAUUGCAAGACUAUUGCACUACUUUUAUGGACUGCACGACAAAGUUUUUCUACGAGAAAAAGUAGGAGAUUUGCAAGGCAGAGACAUUAUGUGCGACUACGAAUACGAAAGGAGAUGUUUCCUGUUCUUUCUUUCUUUUGCUGUAUUCGUAUUUUUGUACUUUAGUUUACGAAUGCGAUACUCUUUUUGGACAGGAUAUGACAGUGAGGCUGCGGACUUCUUACUGAAGAUGGUAAUAUGGAGGGGCGUAAGUGAGUGAUCUUCGCGACUGCUGCUAGUUACUAGCAUCAUGAGGAUUUUCCUAUGCAGUGGUGCAAAAUUAUGCUUACCGAAAAUAACUCUGUACCGCAUGCAAUCGAGUGGCUGUAUUUGAUUUUGGUGUGGGUCUUGCACGGAGAAACAGCGGAUUAUUGCACACUCUCAUGGCAGGUUUUGGUUUUUGUUUUUCUUACCAUUUGUCGGGGGCUAAGGAUGCUCUCCAGCUCUUAGGACUGCAUCUUUUGAACACUGAGCGUGAGGGUGGUAGCGCGAGGCGGACCUCAAUUGAGCUUCCCUUCACUGCUAAAACGGGUGGUGUUGCGUCGCUCGAGAUGCCUGGCUCUCAAUGCAAUCCAGUGCAGACAAUUAACCUUCAGGAAACCGAUGACAGGACGAGGGCAGCUUUUCGAGCUCGCCUGACAAAUAUUCUUUUGUCUAAGAAGCUUGCGCUGAAUUGUUUUUCUUACCAGAGCGACGGCAAACAGCAGUUCCGAUACUUAGUCACUCCCUUCCCCGCUAUAAAGAAGAAACGCGCUUCCUGGGACCAACUGGGAUGAAUUACCUCUGCCGCCAAACCGUUAUCCUCUGUGUAAAAAUAUACCCACCCAAUUUACAUUGCAACAUACAUAAUUAAGAUCGGUGGAACUCUGCUUCUCAACUCCUAAAGGAGUUUUCGCUGCUGCGACCCAUACUAGUAAGUUUGGACUCUCUCGCGGCUGCAACAUCGAUGUGGUUAGCUUGUGCUGUCGAUCCAUGCGGAUCGAUCGAGCCAAAGCCAAUUUCUAGACUACGUACAGCACGAGAAAAUGAAAAUGCUCCUAAUGGGGCUGCGCAUCAGACACCUCGUAAUUAUGCUCAUGCAGAUUUCCAUUUCCCUGACAAAAAUUAUGUCUUGGAUACGCUUUUACAUGUGAUAAUCGCAUGGCAGUCAUCAACGUCGGUCUCGAGUACCCGCCCGACCUAUGAGAUUCAUUGCACAACUCCCUCCUUCCACCGCCCAGUUGUCGUGCAAAAUGCCAUAAUCCAGUUGCUGCACGGCGGCACGGUGACGGUUUGCAUGCCAACCAGGAAAAAUAAAGCCCGAGUAGUAUGUACAGUUGUCGGCGCACCAGGAGAUGAAACUUGUCAUGAACAGGCUCCGUAAUGUCCGCGCCGCUGGUACUGCUCUUCGCUGAUCACCGUGCCUUGUUGCAAAAAAAGAGUCUGAUGAGGAAGGGAACAAUGAGUUGUGCACUUUCAUACGCUCCACCACCCGCAGAGGACGAAGCGGAGAAGCAAAAGGUGGUGAAGGCGAAGAUCUACCUGCGCAUACAGCGACCAAAACUGGGGCACAGCGACAGCAAAAAUUUUGACGUGCGUGGCGAGGUGAAGAUGCGGGCGAAGCGGUUUGCCUAUUGCGCGGAAAGCGCACGAAAAGUGAUUUACGACGAGAUGGUAUCAAAAGGAAAAAUCCUCCCUCCCCAUAUUGAAAGCGCAUCUAUCUGAUAAUUUGUGAUGCAGAUUUGUCACCACAAAUCGCGUUUGUCUUGCAAGAAGGCAAGUCCAGGCUGCCCGGCACGUUAUGUAGGCGAUUUGUAAUGCUGUAGGGCAUACAGGGCAGCCGUCUAUCAUUCUAGGCGCCUACACCACAAGGCCCCUGCUUAGGCUUACGAGCUGCGCGCAGUGCUCUACUGUAACACAGAUUUGAUUUGUGUACUGAAAUACAGCAUCACAAAUUUCGUUUUCGAUAUGGGGUGGGGGCUUUUUUCACUUUGAGAGAUGGCCGCGGAGCUAAAAGCCGCCGGGUUUCUCACCGUCAACCUGCGGCUGGACUCGAAGGAAUAUCAAAUGCAAAAAUGUCUGGGUCUGGAGGAGUGCAUGUUUGUCAUGCUUGUCUGGCAUGACUCUUAAAUCUGUCAUGCACGUUACCCGAGAGCCCCACUUUUCCGUCAUGCAGAAACGCAGUCUGUCAUGCAGAGUAGGCAGCACCUAGAAGCUCAGAAACUUGUCAUGCUGAGCCAGCACUUGUGGCCUCCUCAUCAAUGCGCCACCCAGCAUCACAAGUUUCCAGACCCAUAGAUUUUUACACUUGAUAAGGAACUGAUGAAAGCAAAAGUGCCCAUCUGCGGCGACUACAAAGUCGGGCGGAAGCCGGAUAUGAGAGUGCACAACUCCCCCUCCCCCUCAUUUGAAGGGCAUAAACAGCAACACAAGUGAUGGCAUAAAUGCAGCUUUUGCAUGACAAAUUCGCGACCGAUUCUAGUGCUGUUUCAGCUUGCGGAAUCUGUCAUGCAAGCAGUGCUUCAGGGAAAGGGCUGGAUUUGGUAUAGUCCAUGACAAAUGAGGGGGAGGGGGAGUUGUGCAUUGUCAUACCGGAGUGCGCGUUUUCAGAAGUGGAAAUUUUCGCGUCGACCAGGUAAUAUCGCAAGAAAAAACUGUUUCACUGUAAACUUGUAAUGCAGAAAAUGCAUCGCAGAAGUGUUUACGUUGCUACACAUGCAAGACUAGUGAUUUUUCGCAAUGUUUUCCCUUAGCAUCCUCGCAUGGCAAGUUUUCUUUGUCAUGUGUGCCGAACUUGUGAUGCAAAACUUACAGUGAAACACUUUUUUC